UGGCAGGGAAACCAGAAGCUAAGAUUUUUGGCAGUGGCAUUUCUUUUUACCAAUUCCUUUAUGUUAUCUACACCUCCUGAAGCUUUGGCAGAAACAUGCGAGGCUGAGAAUUCCUUUUUCAAUAUGCCCUUGCUGCUAUUUGUGGCCCUUAUAGGAGCUACUGUUGGAGGCUUGCUUGCACGGCAGAGGAGAGGGGAGCUGGCCCGGUUGAAUGAACAGCUGCGCCAGAUCAAUGCAGCUCUAAGAAGACAAGCUAAAAUUGAGUCCUAUGCUCCCAGCUUGAGUUAUGCUCCUGUUGGCAGUAAAAUACCAGAUAAUGAAGUAAUUGUUGAUCCAAGAAAACAAGAGUUGAUUUCUAGAUUAAAAACUGGGAAGAACUUUUUGAGGAAUCAAGAGCCUGAAAAGGCAUUUGUGGAAUUCAAAGCAGCUUUGGAGCUUGCACAGAGUGUGAAGGAUCCUAUUGAAGAAAAGAAGGCUGCAAGGGGUUUAGGAGCCUCACUGCAAAGGCAAGGCAAGUACCGGGAAGCUAUUAAAUACCACUCGAUGGUUUUAAAAAUCUCUGAACGAGAAGGAGAAGACUCUGGUAACACAGAAGCAUAUGGAGCUAUAGCUGACUGUUAUACUGAACUAGGAGAACUUGAGAAAGCAGGAAAAUUCUACGACAAGUACAUUGCUAGGUUGGAAUCAGACUGAUAAUGUAGCACAAUUGAGAAUUGAAAUAUCAGAUGAGGUUUCAAUAGCUUGCAGAUCAGGUUUUUGGCAUGUGCUUUUAAUGUUGUAAGUUCUCAUUUUUUCUGCAUGUUUGAAUUCAAGUACUCUUGAAUCAUCUCGUUUUAACACCCUGAACUUCUGAUUAAUGUCAAUCCAAAGAUGGGCGUGAUUCUUUUUGUA
Molecule: messenger RNA, 891 nt
Organism: Carica papaya (papaya)
Lineage: Eukaryota; Viridiplantae; Streptophyta; Magnoliopsida; Brassicales; Caricaceae
Source: RefSeq, a predicted model, not a curated record